AUGGUAGCCCCAACAUUCCUUUUGUUUAAUUGGUUCUUACAAAUUAUUUUAAUCAAGAGUUUUAUAAUAUAAGGAACCUUCCUAGUUCUUACAUCAAAUUUAAGCCUUUUUGCACAUAAUGCAACUACCAUUUCACUACUUUUUGGUUCUUUAACCAAAUUAUGUUUUUGCAGCUCAACAAGAUAAAAGAGUGUGAUAUCUAGCUAGCUAGCUAUACUAAUGUAAGUUCAAUAUAUAGUUUUUUUAAUUCAUCAUCUAUAUAGUUUUUCUCUCAUUCUUUUCUUCCCUUGCAUCAUAAAAAAAAAAAAAAAAAAAAAAGAUGGAUUCUUUUAAACAAAUCUGGGGUGCAGCAGAAGGAUGUAGCAGUAGUGAAUCUGGUUGGACUAUGUAUAUUGAUUCUCCUAUGCAAGAAGAUGAUGCUAGAUGCAGCAAUGAAAAUGAUGGAUAUCAUCGUCAUGAAAUCUACGGUGAGAAAAACAGAAGAAAGAAGAAAGUUGAUGAAGAAGAAAGUGAUGAUUCGAUGGCUUCGGAUGCUUCGUCCGGUCCAAUGAAUUAUCAACAUCAAACAAAUUAUGGUCGCGGACAAGGAAAGUCGGGGUUGAAGAAAGAUAAACAAGAUCAUGGAAGCAAGAGUUGUUCUAAGAAGAAUGGAAACAAACAAGAGAAGAAACGUGUUGAUAGUAGAAGUAAAAAAUGAUGAAAAAUGUUCAUUCAUUCUAUUGUAUAUGAUGCUUGGGAUUUUUGUAACCUUGCAUCUUCAAAAUUUGAAUUUGUUGAUUUGUACUCAUACCUCUCAACCCAAAAGAACUUUCUCCAAACAUUCUUUCAAAUAUUGGAAUCAUAAGUCUUAGAGAUUCAUCUUUCA
Messenger RNA from Medicago truncatula (barrel medic), 865 nucleotides. RefSeq names its product protein SOB FIVE-LIKE 4. The transcript has a single exon. The record is from RefSeq and is a predicted model, not a curated record. NCBI's taxonomy places the organism in Eukaryota, Viridiplantae, Streptophyta, Magnoliopsida, Fabales, Fabaceae. The coding region runs from base 320 to 697 and encodes 125 amino acids. Gene Ontology annotation, biological process: cytokinin biosynthetic process.